Messenger RNA from Klebsormidium nitens, 1896 nucleotides. The record is from the annotation of a GenBank genome assembly. NCBI's taxonomy places the organism in Eukaryota, Viridiplantae, Streptophyta, Klebsormidiophyceae, Klebsormidiales, Klebsormidiaceae.
CGGUACUUGAGGCUCGCAUGAAUCUCGUGCAAAAAGAAGGACAACGCUGUGCAGUGUGCAGCCUUAGGUAGUCCUAGUACCCACAGCAAACGGAUUCUUGCAAGUCAACACGGUCAGAAUGGCGGCUUCGAACGUAAACAAAGGUGGCAAACCUUUGCACAUAAAGUGAAGGUGCGGAACUGGAACCCUAUUCGCUGACAACCGUCAAUCUCCUUAACUUGAGAGAUAAGAGGACAUCUCUCUUGCGCCGUCCGCGGCAUUUGCGGCUUGCUAGUUCCAGAUCUAGAUCAGUAGAACAGCAUUUUGACCACCGUCAUGGUUCGGGAGGGGAUUUCUGUGUAUCAGGAGCUUAUAGCACAGAAUCUUUUGCUCCAGUAUUUACAGAAGGCCAAUGUAAAGGUUUGUGAAGCAGGAGAUGUGACAUCACAGUCCUUUGCCCGACAGGUGAAUGGGUUGGAUGCGCAGGCAGCACUCGCCAACAUGCAUGACAUUGCAAGGGCAUUGUUACAUAGUGGGAGGGAUAAGAAGAUCAAGAAUAAUGUGCUCAGCUUGCAGACCCUCCUGGUCGAGCACGCCAGGGGAAAUGUGCCGGACCCCAUCAUGACGCUUCAGAGUCUGUCAAAAGCUAUCUUAGAAAAGGGGGACGGAAAGGCAGCCGCUCCAGCUGUGGAUGCAAGCCUGGAAGUGGAUCUCUACAUCCACACACGACGGUCAAGAGAGACAACAUCACCCGGAAAGUUGACGAUCACGCUGGUGGGCCUGGAUAACAUUGUGGAACCACUGAAUCCAGAGCCACAAACCCCGAAAGACUCCCCAAUUGAAGCGUCCGAAAACAGCAAGAUCACCCCUUCGGCGCUGCCAGGCACAAAUAGCCUGGUGGUUGCGGAGUCGUCCCUCGUCGAGGAAGCGGGCAUCCCGAAGAAGGUUGCAUCGUUGGAGCGGGCAGCGCAAGUAGCCCUGCAAAGGGCGCGGUUAGCAAUUGCCCCCAACAGCAGCUCCAUCACCAACGUGGAAACCACUUCAACCAGCGGCCCGGAGCAUCUCCCCCCAACAUCCAUGGGUGUGGACCAGCCAAGCGCGCCCCCAGUCGACCCUUCCUCGGUUGACCCGCCAACCAACGUGCAGCACGUGCCCCCGCCUGACGCGCUUCAACGAUCAACCAGUUCACAGAGCACCGCCCCAGCUGACAGCACGCCCCUGACCGACCUGCAGAGCACUUCCGACUGCUCCUUCUCAGCGCCCCAGGUGAUCGUAUAUGCGGCACUAGCGCUCCACCGGGACAGUCAGCCUGUCGCACGUCGGCUGGUGGAGCUUCAUCCAGACAUAUUCCCCAACCUGUCGGCGCUGCACAAAGUGGGGGCCCUCCUAUAUGUAUCUUGCGAACAUCUACUCGCACAAGACGUUAGUCGUCUGCUUACAAUCACAACGGAGAGCGCGAGGACUGCGAACGAGGCAGCCUCAUCGUCGAAGCUCGCUGCAGACAAGGCCGAAGAAAGCGCAACGGCAAGUAAACAAAGCGCGGAGGCGAGCGCGCGCAGCGCGGAGGCGAGCGAGCGGAGUGAGCAGGCGAGCGCGCGCAGCGAGGCGGCAAGCGAGCGGAGCGCGGCUGCGAGCGAGCGGAGCAAAGACGCUAGUGAGAGAGUGGAGAAGCAGGUGCAGAUUCUGAUGAGUUGGAUGAAGGGGGCCGCCGUUGUUUGGCUUGGUACUAUGAUUGCCAAGCAGCUAGGGGUAUUUAAAAAGUCCUAAUAUCUUACUGUUACUGAGAUACGAGUUCCCCAAGUACCAAUCUGCAUCGGAUUGCCACAACCGACAAAGUCGUGCUUACGCUGCAGACAUGUGUCAAAGUGACCUGGCGAAUGACAUGCAUAUACUAAUGCCCAUCCGACACAACCUGAG